This is a messenger RNA of Didymodactylos carnosus, 480 nucleotides long. Lineage: Eukaryota; Metazoa; Rotifera; Eurotatoria; Philodinida; Philodinidae. The record is from the annotation of a GenBank genome assembly.
AUGCGUAACAAUACAUUUAAUAAACGAGCCAAAGAUGACCUGCAAUCUAUAUUGGAUAAUUUUAUUGCUAUUAUUCAACUUGCUAAGGUAGAUGAAAUACAACCAAAUCAGGUCAAAGAUCAAUUACCUCGUGUAUUAACAAAUACAACGGAUGAUUUUUCAAUGCGUGUUCGUGCAGCAAAUAUGGUUCGUGCGUUUGAAUCAUUAUUAAAAUUUGUAUCUGACCUAAAAGAUCAAGCCGUAUUAUAUGAUUUUAAAGCAAUUAACGAUGCUAUUCAUGUUGCUCGACAACGUUUUAAAAAUCAACAGUCCGAUCUCGAUACAAAGUUGGUGACGUUAAGGGAUCGUUUGUGUAUUGAUUUGGUCAAGUUUGAAGAUGAAUAUUAUCAAACAAAAUUUCACAAUCCGGAACGUUUUCGGGAACUAAAUAAACAAACAACAAAUUCUACGGCGUUUGAUGGCCAGGACACUUUUACCUAG